This is a messenger RNA of Parnassius apollo (apollo), 918 nucleotides long. The record is from the annotation of a GenBank genome assembly. Lineage: Eukaryota; Metazoa; Arthropoda; Insecta; Lepidoptera; Papilionidae.
AUGAACAACUUUCCUGAGCUAGAACCCGUGCCAAACUUGAAGUUUAUUGACCUAGAAGCUCAAAAAUGGUACAAACAUGUCUUUUCACCCCUAUCGUUUUACGAAAUUAUGGAUUCAAGGUAUUUACAUCUGACUAACCUACAUGGUGAAGUUUAUAUACUACCAGACAUUGCGAAAUCCGAUUGCGAAAAUCUAUUCAAGAAUGAAAACGCUAAAGCAAAUUUAGAAAAAGGAAAUAAAUACGACGUGAUUUUUGUGGAACAGUUUAGUAGUGAUUGUGGCCUGGCGUAUGCAGCAGUUUUGUACGACGCACCAAUAAUAGGAAUAACUUCACAUGUGCUGCUUCCUUGGGCUUAUCCUAGGCUUGGGUUGCCGUUCGAUUUUUCCUCAGAUGCGUACUAUUUUUCUAAAUCAGGUCCUAACCCUGGAUUGUAUCAUAAAGUGGAGGCAGUAUUAAUGGAUUUGUACUUUACCUAUGGAAAGUGGCUAAUUCAUAGAAAUAUUUAUAAUGUGUUUGAACGUUAUUUACCAAGCGUUACUUUUGACAUAGAAAAAGUUGCUCGCGAAAAGAUGAAGAUGGUGUUUUCUUAUCAGCAUUUGUCAGUAACCGGCGCCCGCCCUUCUGCACCACCACUGCUGGAGAUUGGUGGAAUUCAUAUCGGUGAACCAAAACCUGUACCAAAGGACAUUGAAGACUUCCUAGCCAAUGCAACCAAUGGAGCCAUUUACGUUAGUUUUGGUUCGAAUCUUAUAGUUAGCUCAAUGACGCCGGAGAAAUUGCAGCAAUUCCUGCAGGCUUUUAAAAUGAUACCUCAGAAAGUGCUGAUGAAAUUGGAAAACACUAGCCUUCCAGCUGGCAAUGAUAAUAUCUAUGCGAGCAGCUGGCUACCUCAGUUCGAGAUUUUAUGUAAGUAUUAA